Messenger RNA from Sinocyclocheilus anshuiensis, 2532 nucleotides. RefSeq lists its product as uncharacterized. Lineage: Eukaryota; Metazoa; Chordata; Actinopteri; Cypriniformes; Cyprinidae. The record is from RefSeq and is a predicted model, not a curated record. The transcript is spliced from 4 exons. Gene Ontology annotation, molecular function: catalytic activity. Bases 112 to 2532 code for a protein of 806 amino acids.
GCCGCAGUUGACUGUGCCGGUCCCAAGCCCGGAUAAAGGAGGAGGGUUGGGUGGUGGGGUGCAGAUACUGCCACCUGUAAAAGAAACAAGACGAAUGAAAUCCAAUGCACAAUGACAACCAAACAAACAGGAACACACCAGCUCGGACGUCGCCCGGUUAUACAAGGUCCACGUCCUCAGCUGGGAAAACGGGGCUGGGUUGAAAAGUUAGCUACUGGAGUAGAAGGAAAAGGAGAAGGAGAAAAGAAACUCAAAGCAGCAAUAGACUUCCUGAAGAUAGGUACAUGGAAUGUACGGACUCUCAGAAGUCCUGGCAAACUGGAGCUAUUACGCAAGGAAAUGACACCAUAUGAGUGCGAUAUAUUGGGACUGGCAGAGAUGCGCUGGACAGGUGUGGGAGAGCUGAAUGGAGGAGAAGUGAUUUGGUCAGGAGAAGAGAAAAAUCACAUGAGGGGAGUUGGUUUCUUGCUUAGCAAGCGAGCGAAAGAUGCACUACUCGGGUAUAACCCUGUAAACUCUCGUAACAUAGUGACCAGGUUCAACGGAGCACCUCUGAACAUUGCAGUGAUUCAGGUUUAUGCACCAACUUCAGACAGUACCGAGGAAGAGGUCGAAACGUUCUACGGGCAGCUGGAGCACACCAUCGAGGAGUUGCCAAAGAAAGAUGUGAAAAUUGUGAUCGGCGACUGGAAUGCAAAGGUUGGAACAGAUAACUUGGGCUGGGAGCAGGUGAUGGGGUGUCACAGCUAUGGACAGCGCAAUAAUAGAGGGGAACGGCUACUGGAAUUUGCGUCUAAGAAUGAUCUGCUGAUCACCAACACCAGAUUCCAGCAGAAGGACAGCAGGAAGUGGACGUGGAUGGCACCCGAUGGCAAGUACACCAACAUGAUCGACUUGGUGCUGGUAGACAGGAGAUGGAAAACUGCAGUGUGUGUUUGCAGAACGUUCCAAGGAGCAGACAUCUCCUCAGACCACAGUUUGGUGAUGUGCAAACUGAAGCUAAGACUGAAAAGGACAACGAGACAACAACGACAUGAACCAAGAAGGAACAUCGAUGCACUUGGUAAUGCAACGGUGCGGGCAGCGUUUAAGGACAAAGUGGAGCAAAGACUUGCAAACUCACCAUCGCAGCCAGUGGAACUAAAUGACAGAGUUCGACAGUUGAAUGAAGCGAUACAAUCAUCUGUGAGGGAAGUCUUACCAACAGUGUGUAAGCAAAACAAACCGUGGAUAACGGAACACACACUACAACUGGCAAAGACGAAAAGAGAGAUGAAAGAGAGAAGACAAGAAUCGGAGGAGAGGGAGAAGGAGUAUAGAGUGGUGUGCAAUGUGGUGAGGAAAGCAGCAAAGACAGACAAGGAGGAGUGGCUACAAAGACAAUGCCAGGAAAUUGAGAGGCUUGCAGGAGACAACCGAAGCAGAGAGGCAUAUAAGCUCAUCAACCAGAUAAACCGAGCGUGGAAACCGAAGCAGUCAGCCAUCGAGGACAAGAAUGGUAAGAUGUUACAAGAUAAAGCAGAAGUUAAGAAAAGGUGGACAGAAUAUUGCAGAGGUCUGUACACUGAUAGGGCUAACAGUGACACCGUCAUAACUGAACUAGACCAAAUCUCACCACCGCCCAAUGAAGAUGAAAUGCACUACAUUCUAUAUGAGGAAGUGGCAGAAGCGGUGAAAAGGUUAAAGAAAGGUAAGAGCCCAGGAAUCGACGACAUAACCGGAGAAAUGAUACAAGCUGGAGGAGAAAAAUUACAGAAGAGAUACACACAAUCUGUAAUCAGAUAUGGCAGGAAGGGAGAGUACCAGAGGAAUGUGCAAAGUAUUGAUGAUGGUGUUACUGGAGAGAUUGAAAGCGCAGAUGGAACCACAUCUGUCAGAGGAGCAGGCCGGAUUCAGGAAAGACAGAUGCACGACACAUCAAAUCCUGAUUCUAAGGCUUAUGGCAGAGAAGAUGACAUUGAUCUACUGGAGGAGGAUAGAGUUGAAUUACAAGGAAAUCUGGAUCGGAUCAAUGAAGCAGGGGAGGCCGCCGGAUUACAGAUCAACAUUGAAAAAACAAUGACAAUGGUGUUUGGACAAGAGGACAUAGAAGAGGAACUGGAGAUUAGGGGCAGAAGUAUUGAAAAUGUCACAGAGUUUGUGUACCUGGGUAGUCUACUGACCUGGGACAACGAUUGCAGCAAGGAGAUCAAAAGGAGAAUAGCGAGGGCAACGGGAGUAAUGGCAGGGUUCAAGACAAUAUGGAACAGCAAGCAUAUCAGAACAGAGACCAAAAUCAGCAUAAUCAGGACAUGUGUGAUGAGUGUGUUGCUGUAUGCUUGUGAGACAUGGACAUUGAGGAAGAAAGACAAAGAUUUACUGCGGGCGUUUGAAAUGAAGUGCUACAGGAGAAUCUUGCACAUUCACUGGCAUCAGAAAAUCACAAACGUGGAGGUGCAAAGACGAGUUGGAAACACGAGGAACAUCGUACAACUCAUCAUGGAGAGGAAGCUCAGCCUGUUUGGACUUAUCUGCAGGAUGGAGGACAAGUGA